UGUCCAUGCAGAACCAUCUGUGGCCAUGUGGGUCUGAUUUCCUCUGUCACAGCUUCCUUCCCUGAGGCCUGCAACCACUCCCCAUGGGGAACAGAGAGAGCGGGAACCUCUGCUGAAUCCAGGAGCCUUGGAGCCAGCUUUCACCAGCCAGCAGGAGUGGAUGUGAGCCAUCUGAAUAAGGCCAGUUCUGAAGAUGACUACCUUCCCAUGAGCACAGUUUUCUCAACCCUUCAGGACAUGGAGGGAGUAGGUGGGAAUUCCCAAAAUGUACAUAACCGAAGGAACCCAAGGAAUCUUCAGUUUGGCUCUCAUAACUGCCCACCUGAAGCCCUUUCUUUACACAAAGGCCAGGUCAGAGGAAGUCAUAUCCAGCCACCUGUGGUCAACCGCAGCCUCAAGCCAGGCUGGCAAGCAAAGCCAGCUGACCUGGAUUUGUGUGCCAGCAUCCCCAGCCAGCCUUCCUCUCAGUCACCCAGGGCCACGUGAGCAUCCAUGUUUGGAGGGUUGGUGGAGGAGUGAGAUGGUUGGGCUAUCACUGACCUAAGGUUCCAGAGGUCUGGACAUGAGCCACUGCUGCUGU
This is a messenger RNA of Marmota monax (woodchuck), 580 nucleotides long. Its product is annotated as GRB2-associated-binding protein 2-like. Lineage: Eukaryota; Metazoa; Chordata; Mammalia; Rodentia; Sciuridae. The record is from RefSeq and is a predicted model, not a curated record. Bases 208 to 486 code for a protein of 92 amino acids. The transcript has 3 exons.